Molecule: messenger RNA, 4401 nt
Organism: Octodon degus (degu)
Lineage: Eukaryota; Metazoa; Chordata; Mammalia; Rodentia; Octodontidae
Gene: Srek1
Product: splicing regulatory glutamic acid and lysine rich protein 1
Exons: 13
Coding region: 1226-2761 (511 amino acids)
Cellular component (GO): nucleoplasm
Molecular function (GO): RNA binding
Source: RefSeq, a predicted model, not a curated record
UUUCGCGCCCCCUCAAAGCCGCUGGCGACCCCAGGGCACCGCAGCUGGCCUUCGGGGGAUCGCUGCUCCGGUGUCGCUGUUGCCUCUCAUUCGCUUGCAAGUGGACCAUGAGGUUACAUGGCCCACCUGUGUCUUCCACGUGCAUUUAGUGCCUGACAAUAAUUACUAAUACCCUCCGAAGGAAGAAUGCAUUAGACGUUAUAAGCAACGACUGCAGAGCCCUUAAUUCACCGCGUCCUUCCUUAAUACGACUCACAUUCUGCGAAAAAUUCCAAGGUUUUUGCAAUUAAGACGGAGGGCAAUUUUUAAACACAGGUGAGGCGCGGGAGCCGCCUCUCCCCAGACGCCACACUGCCCUUUGCUUCAAGUUUGCUCCGCGACACGCGAGCGCCAGGCGGCCGCCCGGCCCCAGCCCGCUGCCAGGAGUCCUGAACUUGACCGAGGCUGGGGGCUGAACUCCCGCCGCCGGCAAACACCGACAAAAAUAAAGCCUCGGCGGCGGACCCCGGGAGCCGGCGAGCAGACGCCGACGCGCUAGACGCCGGCCGGUUGCCGGGGCGACGCUUCCGGCGGGCGCGCGCAGCCCGGAGCAGAAGAGUUGAGCUAUGGGCGGCUAGACCUGCCCGGCGCCCGCAUUCGCCGGCGGGAGCGCGCUCGCGGCCGCGCGUCCUCUGCUCUCCGGGCUCCGUCGUUGACGCGUCGUAGACGUUGGGGAGCGGGAAGGCGGCGGCGGCAGCGGCGAGCGGGCUCGGGAUGAACAGCGCUGGCGGCUUCGGUUUGGGUUUAGGCUUCGGCCUUACCCCGACGGCGGUAAUUCAGGUGACGAAUCUAUCGUCGGCGGUGACCAGUGAACAGAUGCGAACGCUUUUUUCCUUCCUAGGAGAAAUCGAGGAGCUGCGGCUCUACCCCCCCGACAAUACACCUCUUGCUUUUUCCUCCAAAGUAUGUUAUGUUAAGUUUCGUGACCCAUCAAGUGUUGGUGUGGCCCAGCAUCUAACUAACACGGUUUUUAUUGACAGAGCUCUGAUAGUUGUUCCCUGUGCAGAAGUGAUGCAGCCAACACGAACGGUUGUCAUGUGUAACACAACUUUCGAUCACCGCGAAAACACCGUCCUGGGAAUGCGUCCAUGCUUGAUAUCGUUUGGUUCAUGAACAUUAAGUUUCCAGUACAGGUAAAAUCCCAGAGGAGUCCAAAGCCCUCUCUUUAUUGGCCCCUGCUCCAACCAUGACAAGUCUGAUGCCAGGUGCAGGACUGCUGCCCAUACCGACCCCAAACCCCUUGACUACCCUUGGUGUUUCACUUAGCAGUUUGGGAGCUAUCCCAGCAGCAGCACUGGAUCCCAACAUUGCAACACUUGGAGAGAUACCUCAGCCGCCACUUAUGGGAAAUGUGGAUCCUUCCAAAAUUGAUGAAAUUAGGAGAACGGUCUAUGUUGGAAAUUUGAAUUCCCAGACGACGACAGCUGACCAACUACUUGAAUUUUUUAAACAAGUUGGAGAAGUGAAGUUUGUGCGGAUGGCAGGUGAUGAGACUCAGCCAACUCGGUUUGCUUUUGUGGAAUUUGCAGACCAAAAUUCUGUACCAAGGGCCCUUGCUUUUAAUGGAGUUAUGUUUGGAGACAGGCCACUGAAAAUAAAUCACUCCAACAAUGCAAUAGUAAAACCCCCUGAGAUGACACCUCAGGCUGCAGCUAAAGAAUUAGAAGAAGUAAUGAAGCGAGUACGAGAGGCUCAGUCAUUUAUCUCAGCAGCCAUUGAACCAGAGUCUGGAAAGAGCAAUGAAAGAAAAGGCGGUCGAUCUCGUUCCCACACUCGCUCAAAGUCCAGGUCUAGCUCAAAAUCCCAUUCUAGAAGGAAAAGAUCACAGUCAAAACACAGGAGUAGAUCCCAUAACAGAUCACGUUCGAGACAGAAGGACAGACGCAAAUCCAAAAGCCCACAUAAAAAACGCUCCAAAUCAAGGGAGAGACGGAAAUCAAGGAGUCGCUCGCGCUCACGGGACAAGAGAAAAGAUACUCGGGAAAAGAUCAAGGAAAAGGAAAGAGCUAAAGAGAAAGAUAGAGAAAAGGAAAGGGAAAAAGAGAGAGAGAAGGAAAAGGAACGGGAAAAAGAAAAGGAACGGGGAAAAAACAAAGACCGGGACAAAGAACGAGAAAAAGACCGUGACAAGGACAAGGAAAAGGACAGAGAGAGAGAGCGGGAAAAAGAGCAUGAAAAGGAGCGAGACAAAGAGAAGGAAAAGGAACAGGAUAAAGAAAAGGAACGAGAAAAGGACAGAUCCAAAGAGACAGAUGAGAAAAGAAAAAAGGAUAAGAAGUCCAGAACACCGCCCAGGAGUUACAAUGCAUCAAGAAGGUCUCGUAGUUCCAGCAGGGAUAGGCGCAGGAGGAGAAGCAGGAGUUCUUCCAGGUCACCAAGGACAUCAAAAACCAUCAAAAGGAAAUCUUCCAGGUCUCCGUCUCCUAGGAGAAAUAAGAAGGAUAAAAAAAGAGAAAAAGAAAGGGACCACAUCAAUGAAAGAAGAGAAAAAGAGCGUUCAGCGUCCACGAAAAAGAGUUCUAAUGAUAGAGAUGGGAAGGAGAAGCUGGAGAAGAACAGUGCUUCAGUUAAAGAGAAGGAGCACAAUAAAGAACCAGAAUCGAGUGUGGGCAAAGAAGUAGAUGAUAAAGAUACACCAAGGACUGAAGAAAAUAAAGUACAGCAAAAUGGAAAUUGUCAGCCAAAUGAAGAAAACCUCUCUACCAAAACUGAAGCAGUAUAGGACCAACUAAUGCACCUCUACACUCAACGCUGGAAUAAAAUCCAAAGCUUUUAAUUCUCUCAACAAGAUGUAAAAAGGGAAGAGACCUAGCUGAGCAUAAAGAUAGGCACACCAGUUGUCAGGUGAUGUUGUGGACAUCUUGUUACUGAGUAAGGAGAUAAAGCACGGAUGUUGUGAAAAUACCACAGGUUACCCAAACUCUUCAUCUAAAAUCUGUGCAUUUCCAUGGUGGCUGACACACUUUUCAUGUGGUUUGUUAGUGUUUGCCAAGAACCAUUGCAAAUAAAUUGAACAUCAGUCAUCCAAAUUUGUACUAUUCCUAGGAACUGGAGAUAAGCAUUGGUGGCUCUUCAGAAAAUGCUAGUUAGUGAAUUUUGUAUUGUUUCACUUUUUUAAAAGAAAAAUUUCAUUAUAUACAAUUUGAUGAUGUGCUUGAAAUUGGUGCAAGUAUAUACACACCAUUGUAAGUGCAAAAGUAUGUAAGAAGUUUUAACAUUUACUUCACAGGAUUUAAAGUGAUUGUGUUAAAUUUUCACUAUUGUGUUUUCUUUUUGCUCACUGUUUAGGACAGCAAUUUUUCUUUAAUUAUACAGAUUAAAAUUGCUCAAAUAAGUGUAUAACAAACAACUGACAAUGCAUGCUACUGUUCUCUUUCAAAAGGAAGAGCAACUGUGUUGAAUACUAAUAAUAAUAUAUUAGUAUUCAUUGUUCAGAAUCAUUGGGUCUACCCAUGAAGGAAGCAGUUUUUAAACUUUCUUGACAUUUCCAACAUUACUAUGAAUAUCGCAGUGUGUUUUGUCAGCUGUAGGUGGCAAAGAUGCCUUUAUAAAAAAGAAACUGGGUUUCAAAAUGGGCAAUGGGAGCACAAGCUGAAGCUUUAGUGCCUUCUACAAUGUGGUAUACUGUUUUCUAGAAUUUUAUAUGUGCUAGUCAUUCUCAAUUCAUAUGGAAUCUAGAUGGAUAUUCAAACCCAUAGAGAAGUGUGUAAGUGGAGUGUCAGAAGAGCUUCUUACUUAGUUCAGGUAUGAAAGGGAAGUACUGUUUUCAAGACUGCCUUCAGAGUUUAAAACAGUGCAGUGUUGGGACCAUCAAUUUUAUACUGUGAUAACUGAAAAUAAACAUGUUCUUUUUUCUUCAAAUCAAAGGAAACCUUUUAGUUGACUACAUUGGAUGGCCUUAUAUUGCCUCUCAAUCAGUUUCUCGUAAGCAUUGUAUACAACUCAAAUUUUAAGGGAGGAUUAAGAGUAUAUAGAUUUUUUAUGUUUUAAGGAUAUGUUUAUUUGAGUUUGAGAUACAGGUCAUCUAUCAUCAAGCUUAUGUUUUGGAGAAAGUAUGCAUAAGAGUAAAGUGACAACAUUUUGCUAAUAUUUUCCCCCAAAUUUUUACCUGUUAUUUCUGAGCUUUUUUAUUAUUUACAAAAAGUAAUACUUUUAAUUAUUAAAAAUCAUGUAUAAUUUUUUAAUGCAAUCUAAUACAAUCAAAUUACUCAGUUGCCUUACCUCAUGGGAAGAGUUACUUUUGUAGAUUAUAAAAACUGAGUAGCACAUUAGUUACUUGGUUUCAACUUGAGUUUUCUUUUAAUGUUAAAACAGUUGAAACUUAAGAGGGCCGGUGAGAUGGCUUGGUAGACUAAGCCUCUG